GGUUAUUUUUGGAGAGAAGGCAUAAGGUGCGUGGGAGUGGGAAAAGAUAGAGCAAAAAAAAAACUGGUCCUUUCAUCAGGUGGGGGUAGUUGUAUUGCACUGGCCCUUUCUUUCAAAGAAAAAAAGAUUCCCACUCUCUUUGGUCUCUUCUGCCUUUUCUCCCCCUUUCUCUUCUCCUCUUCUUCUUCUUCUCUAUCAAAUUACUAUUUUUACUGUAGCAUUCAUCUUCUUCAUAUUCUUCUCUACUUAUUUUUUUAUUAUUACCAAAAUCCCCCAAAUUAAAUUCUCCUUCGAGUAAAUAUAACCACAUAUAUAUAAAAAUUAUUUGUUUGGGAAUUUUUGGUAUUAUUGAUCUAAUGAUGACAGGUCCAAAUAUGGCUACUAUUACAGCUUCUCUCCAAAAUUGUUCGCUGAGUAAUCAUCAUCAGCGGGGCGGCACCAGCCGCAACAGCGCGGGUAUCGCCCCGCCAGAUGGAAUUUCCGAUUCAUCGGAAAAUAUCAACACCAACACCAACUUCAAUAAUAACAACAAUCCUUCAAAUGAUGCUACUGUGGAACUCAAUUCUGAAACUGCUCUUCCAUACCAUUGGGAACAAUGCCUUGAUUUGAAGACAGGGGAAAUUUACUAUUUGAACUGGAGGACAGGGAUGAGAGUGAGUGAAGAUCCAAGGACAAAUGUUGUUGCAACAGAAGAAGUGUACUCAGAAGAAGACUAUGACAAUGACGAUGACGAUGACGAUGAUGAUAACAACUCUUAUGAUAGUGAAGCAACUUAUUCAGAAGAAAUGCCAUCAUUUUCAUCUUCAAGAGCUGAAACUACAAUACCACAAAUCAAUAUUCUGACUACUGAGGCUUUAAGGAGAGCAGCACCACCAUCAGCACUAGCAGCACCAGUACUAGUAUUGGGUGGAUGCAAGGCUUGUUUGAUGUAUUUCAUGGUGCCAAAAGAAGUUGAUGAUUGUCCAAGAUGUGGUAGACAACUUCUUCACUUUGAUCAAAAUUGAAGGAAGGAUAAAAAUUAGAAGAACAUGAUGAGAUACUAUUUGUUUUGAAUUUUAUUUUUAUAUUUUUCUUUUGAUAGAAGUUUGUUUUCGUUGGUAGUAGUUUGUUAAUGUGUUUUUUCUUCUUUAAGGAAAGACAAACCAACCAUUAUUUUAUAAACAAUAUUUAUCGUGUGAUUUUCUUCUUCUA
Solanum tuberosum (potato) is the source of this 1191-nucleotide messenger RNA. RefSeq names its product mental retardation GTPase activating protein homolog 3-like. The transcript is spliced from 2 exons. NCBI's taxonomy places the organism in Eukaryota, Viridiplantae, Streptophyta, Magnoliopsida, Solanales, Solanaceae. Gene Ontology annotation, molecular function: protein binding. The record is from RefSeq and is a predicted model, not a curated record. Bases 357 to 1004 code for a protein of 215 amino acids.